Molecule: messenger RNA, 2297 nt
Organism: Musa acuminata subsp. malaccensis (wild Malaysian banana)
Lineage: Eukaryota; Viridiplantae; Streptophyta; Magnoliopsida; Zingiberales; Musaceae
Product: probable serine/threonine-protein kinase At1g54610
Biological process (GO): positive regulation of transcription elongation by RNA polymerase II; protein phosphorylation
Cellular component (GO): cyclin-dependent protein kinase holoenzyme complex; nucleus
Molecular function (GO): RNA polymerase II CTD heptapeptide repeat kinase activity; ATP binding
Source: RefSeq, a predicted model, not a curated record
CUCCUCGCUUCCCAAGCGGGCAUCUUUUUCUCCGCACAAAACAAAACAUCGAAUUAGAAGCCGGGAAACGACGAGCCCCAACCCUAAAACCAGGGCGCUCCCGUCGCCGGAGCUCCGAUCGAGCCGCCGGUUAUCCCUCCUCGGGUUAUCCUUUUCCUGCACCUCCGGGCGGCGGCUGCGGCGGCGGUGAUGAGCUAAGCCAUGGGUUGCAUCCUCGCUAAAGAGGCCUCCCCUCCCCCCACGCCCUCCUCCCUCGGCAGCCGCCGGCGGGAGAAGGAUCGCACUGUCGCCCCCGUCGCUUCCGGCCGCAAGUCCCAGGCCACGCUGCCCAGGAACGAGACCGUCGUCGAUGCCUCUGCGACCGUCACCGAGGUCGCCACCCGGCAGGAAGAUGCGGAACGGCCGGCAGGGAAACGUCCGGCGCGGCGUCGGCGGCAGAGGCCCGAACCGAGGCUGAGCAACCCUCCCGGCCACGUCCACGGCGAGCUGGUGGCCGCCGGGUGGCCCUCCUGGCUUUCCAAUGUCGCUGGGGAGGCCAUCAAGGGCUGGACGCCCCGACGCGCCGACACCUUCGAGAAGAUCGACAAGAUUGGGCAAGGGACCUACAGUAACGUUUACAAGGCUAGGGACAUGUUGACGGGUAAAAUCGUGGCUCUGAAGAAGGUCAGGUUCGAUAAUAUGGAGCCAGAGAGUGUGAAAUUUAUGGCAAGGGAGAUCCUUAUUUUACGAAGGUUGGAUCACCCUAAUGUGGUGAAACUGGAAGGUCUAGUGACUUCCAGGAUGACUUGCAGUUUGUACUUGGUGUUCGAGUAUAUGGAGCACGACCUUGCUGGUCUAGCUGCGAGUCCCACGAUUAAGUUUACCGAGCCUCAGGUGAAGUGUUAUAUGCACCAAUUAUUGUCAGGAUUGGAGCACUGUCACAAUAAUGGUGUGCUGCACCGAGACAUUAAGGGUUCCAAUCUCCUGAUUGAUAAUGAAGGGUUACUUAAGAUCGCAGACUUUGGCCUAGCUACGUUCUUUGAUCCUAACCAUAAGCAUCCAAUGACUAGCCGGGUGGUCACUCUAUGGUACCGGGCACCAGAGCUUCUCUUGGGAGCCACUGACUAUGGUGUGGGUAUAGAUCUUUGGAGUGCAGGCUGCAUUUUAGCAGAGUUGUUAGCCGAAAAACCUAUUAUGCCUGGGAGAACUGAGGUUGAGCAGCUGCAUAAGAUUUUCAAGCUUUGUGGUUCCCCUUCAGAGGACUACUGGAAGAAGUCAAGGUUGCCACAUGCCACAAUUUUUAAACCUCAACAAUCAUACAAACGUUGUAUAAAGGAGACAUUCAAGGAUUUUCCACCAUCAUCAUUGCCAUUAAUCGAAACUCUUCUGGCAAUCGAUCCAGCUGAACGUUUAACUGCCACAGCUGCAUUAAAUAGUGAAUUCUUUAGUACUCCACCAUAUGCAUGUGAGCCAUCCAGCCUGCCAAAAUAUCCUCCAAGCAAGGAGAUGGAUGCUAAACUGCGGGAUGAAGAAACAAGAAGACUGAAAACUGCUGGAGGGAAAGGCAACAUAAAUGGAACGAAGAAGACACGCACACGUGACCGAGCUAUGAGGGCAGUUCCAGCCCCAGAUGCUAAUGCUGAACUUCAAGUAAACAUAGAUAGAAGGCGUCUGAUUACACAUGCUAAUGCAAAGAGUAAGAGUGAAAAGUUCCCCCCACCACACCAGGAUGGAGCACUUGGCUACCCAUUGGAGUCCUUGCAUCAUAUGGAUCCUGCAUUUGACCCCCCCGAAGCUUCAUUCGGCACAGUGUUCCCCUACCAGAAAGGAGGAAUGACAGCAUGGUCUGGACCAUUGAUUGAUUCUGCUGCUGCGGGAAACCCAAGAAGAAAGAAAAAAUCUGCGGGCAAUUCUCAGAUACCGACGAACUCAAAACAGCUUGCAGGUGCCAGUGCUACUAAGGAAGCAUAGAAAAACAAGGGCAUUAGUCAAGUCAGAUGAGAUGCAUGCCAUAUCAAACAGGCAAAUUGUUUAUUACUUGAGCAUUGUCAUAUGCUGGUGUAGUUAGAAACCCUCUUAAUUGGAUGGCCAGGUAAAAAGUAGCUUUCUUCAACCCCUUUCUUUGUAUUUCUUCUAUAUCUGUUAAUUUUUUGUAUUGUUAGCCUUGAGUCAGCAAGAUGGAGAAGAGUCUAUUGGUGCCUUGUAAAUUGCCUUUUUUUUCCCUCCUUUUGGCCUUUUGAUUCCCGUAUUAAGAACUGGAUUCUGGUUUAGGUUAUUCGAGUCAAAUAAAUGUCUGGAAUCCUGGAAUUUCUGAAUCC